AUGGAUAAUCCAUUGGGCAACCGAAACUUAUCAAAUACUUACUUAUAACAAUAAAAUUACAAACUCAUCCAACGUCUGGGAAUGGGUGCUUUUGGAGAGAUCUAUCUAGCCUAAAAUAAGCAGAAAGAGGAAUUUGCUAUCAAAUUGGAAAGAACCAAUUGCCAAUAUCCUCAAAUACUAUAUGAAGCCAAAGUUUAUGCAUUCCUUCAUUAAGAUACACAACAACUCGAUAAAGGCAUUCCAAAAGUAUUCGGAGCAGCAACUGAAGGAGAUUACAAUUACUUGGUCAUGGAGCUAUUGGGAUCCUCAAUUGAAGAUUUGUUUGCUUAAUGUCAUCGCAAAUUAUCCAUUAAAACAGUAUGCAUGCUUGCAGAACAAAUGGUGUCAAGACUUGAACUCAUGCAUUCACGAUCCUUCAUACAUCGUGAUGUCAAACCUGACAACUUCCUCAUGGGUAUUGGUAAAAAGCAGUCCAAACUCUAUGUGGUAGACAUGGGUUUGGCCAAAAGAUAUUUAACUAAAGAUGGUCAUAUCCCAUUCAAAGAAAACAAACCACUCACUGGAACUGCUCGUUACGCUAGUAUCAAUACUCAUUUGGGAUAUGAACAAAGUAGAAGAGACGAUCUCGAAGGCUUGGCUUACGUUCUUGUUUAUCUAGCUAAAGGUACUCUACCCUGGAUGAAUCUUGCAUGCAAUAAUAAAAAUGACAAAUACGUCUUAAUCAAAGAAAAGAAAAUUAAAACUACCACCGAACAACUCUGCUCAGGAUUACCUGAAGAAAUGACUUAGUACUUAAAUUAUGUUAAGAAAUUAAAGUUCGAAGAAAAACCAGAUUAUAAUUAUUUGAGGAAUCUCUUCAAAUAAGCACUACAAAGAUAGAACCUUUAGUUGGAUUACAUUUACGAUUGGACAAAACCAGAAAAAAAACGAUAAGAAAAUGAUCAAGUAGAUGCUAUUCGAAAAGUUAAAGAAGAAAUUGCCAAUAAAGAAUAGGAUCCUAAAAUCAAACAAAUCCCUUAAUAACCAUAACAAAAUCCUGCCAAAGCUUAAUCCAUUAUAGCACCCAAACCUCUACCCAUCAAUUCUCCAAAAGGCAAUCAAAAAAUACAACAAUAAUAAAUUCGCCCUCAAUCAGCUCAAAAACCCGUAGUCCCUAAAAGACCCCAACUGCCAACUCAACAAGGCAAAAAACCACCCGUUGAACCUAGAGUCGCGGCACCAAGAAUUGUAAUUAAUAAAGAGCCUUACACUAAAUAUUGA
Molecule: messenger RNA, 1260 nt
Organism: Paramecium tetraurelia
Lineage: Eukaryota; Ciliophora; Oligohymenophorea; Peniculida; Parameciidae
Exons: 3
Biological process (GO): signal transduction; endocytosis; peptidyl-serine phosphorylation
Cellular component (GO): cytoplasm; nucleus
Molecular function (GO): protein serine/threonine kinase activity; ATP binding
Source: RefSeq, a predicted model, not a curated record